AACCAGAGGGCUCGAUUGAGAUUUGAGAGACGGCCUGGCACCCCACGCUUUCCCCUCCCCUCCCAAAUCCCCGGCCCCGCCGCCGGGCCUCCGCCGCCGCCCUCGCCGCGGAUCACGUUCGCGGCGGCUUGCCCCGCUUCCGUGCGGCGUCGACAGGAGGAGGAGGAGGCGCAGAGGCGGGGAAGGCUGUCGCUGGAUCUUGUGGCGCCGCCGUGCGCCGGGAGUGAUCAUGAGCUCUAGAAACCUCGUCCGAUCUCCCGUUUCCUGUAGUGCUUCUAUUAAUGGAUGCUUCACUUCCAAUACAUGUCGUUCAAGAAACUACCAUCAACAUUCUCAUAACACUAGUUUGCAAAGUUUCCAAGCGUACCAGACUCUUUUGCCUCAAAAAUUAAGAAAAUCAGCUCAGCGGAACGCUUCAUUUUUCACCCAGAGGAAGUUUAUACCGCACUGUUCAUCAGACCUUAGUACCUCAUGCAGAGAAGAAGUGCCCAACUACUUAGCUGUCAGUGUUUUGCAAGACCAAGCAAAUACAAGACAGGGAGCUGUUCGUAAAGUUCUUGUCAUCUUGAAUCCUAAUUCAGGAUUUCGAAGCACUCGGGAUGUUUUCUACAAGAAAGUGCAAUCGAAACUAAAGCUUUCAGGCUUCAUGAUGGAAGUUGUCGAAACAGCAUAUGCUGGUCAUGCAAAGGUUCUUGCUUCUACUGUUGACCUCAAAAAAUUCCCUGAUGGUAUUGUAUGUGUUGGUGGCGAUGGAAUUGUAAAUGAGGUUUUGAAUGGUUUACUUGGUAGAGAUGAUUUUGAAGUGGCAAUUCGACUUCCCAUUGGGAUAAUACCUGCUGGUUCUGAUAAUUCGUUGGUGUGGACUGUUCUUGGCAUCAAGGAUCCUGUUUCUGCUGCAAUUGCUUUAGCUAAGGGCAGUUUCACACCAAUAGAUGUGUUUGCUGUAAAAUGGAUCCAAGCAGGUGUUACUCAUUUUGGUUUGACAGCUUCCUACUAUGGUUUUGUAGCUGAUGUUCUGCAACUAUCUGAAAACUUCCGCCUGCAGCUUGGUCCCUUCCGAUAUGUUGCUGCUGGCCUUCUGAAGUUCCUUUCAUUACCUCAAUACAGAUUUGAGGUGGAAUAUCUGCCUUUAUCACCUGGGACAAAUCCUGAGCUGAAAUCACCGACUGAAAAAAGUCAUGAGCAACUUUCUGACGAUGGCAAGGUUACGGGAGGUAUACAACUUGAUGGUAGGAUUGGAGAUAGCUGGGUUACCAGGAAAGGGGAGUUUCUUGGCAUUUUUGUCUGCAAUCACUUUUGCAAGCCUGCACGGGGGUUACUUUCUCCAAUUAUUGCACCGAAAGCUCAGCAUGAUGACGGCAGUCUGGACUUGAUUCUUGUCCGUGGAAGUGGCAGACUCAAACUAUUUUGCUUCUUCGUCGCCUAUCAGCUUUGCUGGCAUCUCCUACUCCCUUAUGUGGAAUAUGUCAAGGUGAAACAAGUAAAGAUUAGGCCGGUUGGCAAUACUCACAAUGGUUGUGGUGUCGAUGGGGAGCUUCUUCGCGGAGAGGGCAAAACCGAAUGGCAGUGCUCGCUGCUUCCAGCACAAGGCCGUUUGCUUGGUCGGCAUCCCGGUUCUUCAAAGUAGCUCCCCCUGGCAGUCGUUCUGCUGUGUUGAGCAAUACUGCCAUUGUUUAUUUAUGGAAAGCAAAAGAAUUUAUCGUCCACUACUGUUUUCAACUAUGUACUGUGAAUUAUGUAAAAAAAAAUAUUGUUCACAACCUUGUCGCGUGGUGGUCCUGUGGGGAUGCGCUUCAAAAAAAGAAAAGAAAAGAAAAGAAAGAGUCCCAUCAGGAUGCUCGGUCCGGACUAGGGUGGAGGGAAUAUAGCAAACGGUGAGAUUCAUCAACUCUCCUUUCUGCACCA
This is a messenger RNA of Setaria italica (foxtail millet), 1905 nucleotides long. RefSeq names its product sphingoid long-chain bases kinase 1. The transcript has 8 exons. Gene Ontology annotation, biological process: sphingosine biosynthetic process. The coding region runs from base 230 to 1627 and encodes 465 amino acids. Gene Ontology annotation, cellular component: intracellular membrane-bounded organelle; membrane; cytoplasm. Gene Ontology annotation, molecular function: kinase activity. Lineage: Eukaryota; Viridiplantae; Streptophyta; Magnoliopsida; Poales; Poaceae. The record is from RefSeq and is a predicted model, not a curated record.